AGUGGUUAAGGGUUUAUGAAGCAAUAUAAUGUAUAUGAUGCCUUUAGCAAAAUAACAAACCCAACAACGUCAAUAGAAAUUUGGAAAUAUUGCGACACUGACUCGAGAGUCAGGAUAUAUCCCUGUAAACAUAAACACAACAAAAUCAGGAGGCAAGAACAUCCUUGAAUCUCCUCAAAUGAAUCUCCUAUACAAAAAAAAAAGCCAAAAAUUAUGAACAAAAUCCCUCCUAAAUCUUGCAAUAAGCCAUCUUUCAGGAAGUGCUGCAUUUAUCUCUGUCUUUCGGCAUGUUUUCCUGGUUCUCUGAUACGAAUUACCUCAAUCGGUUUUUCCUCUGCUCAACACUUAUGUUCAAAUGGAUGAGUAAUAAAACCAGUAUGGGUAUUCUUGAGUUGAAUCAUAUUCACUUGCCUAUUCUUCUCUUGUUAAAAUGUUCCUCUAGGAGUGAAGGGAGAGGGAAUGAAUGUCUGCAGCUGACAGUUCCCUAUAAUCCUUGCGGAUGCUCCAGAGAAUUUCUGCGCACUUCUUCAUGGUCGGCCUAUUCUGUCGAUGAGGAGCUAAACAUUGCGAGGCUAGUUCAAGGAUUUUUUCUAGAGCCAAACUAUUUGCAGCAGUCCUUUCCAGCUUUGGAUCCAAGAUUAAAAUUGCAUCUCCAUGAGCAAACUUCUUCAUAGCCUACAUUCAGACCAAUCCAGAUCACAACAGAAGACAAUAUCAUUAUUUCUUCACCUUAACUGGAUGGACCUCAUUGUUAAACAUGACACAAUCUGCUUUUGAUUUUUCUUUCUUCCUGAUAUGUUGUCAUAUGACUCAUAUCAACAAAUGUUAUAAUUAUUGACACAUUGAAAAAGAAAUCAUACCCAUCGGGCAGUUAUGCGCUCCU
Ilex paraguariensis (yerba mate) is the source of this 883-nucleotide messenger RNA. The record is from the annotation of a GenBank genome assembly. Lineage: Eukaryota; Viridiplantae; Streptophyta; Magnoliopsida; Aquifoliales; Aquifoliaceae.